AUGACAAUAAAGGUGACAGAAAUUUACGAGAUGUCAAGUAUAGAAAGCCUCUUUCAUGAGCGAGUAGCCCAUGAUUGUUCUAAUACUAGUGAGCAAGUGAUCGUCGUUUACAUUAGUUCAGCGGCUGAGGAGAAUUCUUGGCUCCAGAAGUGGUUCAAACCAGCAAAUCUCAGCGACGAGGAGCGGGAAAACAUACUUUGGGUAAAGUUGGUAAAUGGUACCAAAGAGUGCUUACUUUUCAAGAGCAUUUUUCCCUCCUCAUCUGCACCAAGUAUUAAUAUACUGCAGAACGGUCUGCUCGAAUGUUCCAUUCAAGGUAAUAGCCUUUCUCGCGAGCAGGAUCCUUGGGAAACUUUUAUUAAUGGGCUACAGUCAGUCUUUAAGGGUCAAACAACAAAAAGAAAGUUAUUUUCCAAGAGCGAUGAAGAGUAUCAAAGGGUGAAAAGAAUGAUUCAGAAUGACAAGUUAGAGAGGAAGUACGUGUUUCAAAAUACUAACGACACUAAAAGAAAAGUACAGAAAUGGAAACAAUUGACAGUCACUGAUAAUGUUAGCUACAAGAGCCAAAAGGGGUUUCUCGCGCAGAAUUAUUGUACUCUACAAUUGAAACUGCCUAAUGGUUACACAAUCUCGAAUACGUUUCCUUCCCAGACGAAACUACACAAAGUAAGAAUGUGGUUAGACUAUAAUUGCUACGACGAUGGAACCCCUUACCUCUUCCACAGAAAUGUACCAAGAGUGACUCUUACGCAAAAUGACGAACUGAAAAGUUUGCAAGAGCUGGAUUUGUUGCCCAGAUCAACACUUAUCUUGGAGCCGCUGGAAGUCAAUAACAAAAAAUUUGACUACAUGGAGCAGUCUUCCCUUCUGCAUAAGGUUUACUCAGGUUUGACAUCUUUUUGGGCAAAAGAACCGGAAGCGGAUGCCUCUUCCGCUCAUCUUGGUUACCAGAGAUUGGGUACAAACGUGUCACACAGCACAAACUAUACCUUACAGAAACUAUCUAGCUUAGACAUGGUUUCGGAUGGGGGAGGAGGUGGUGACUCAAUGGCACCUUCAGCAUAUACUACCCCAAGGAUGUAUCCUUCUAAUGGCGCUUCUCAAUUACGACAAAACGUAUCUGAAUUAAACUUAUCUUCCAACAAUUCUGCAUCUAAUACCAAAGUUCGUACUUUAGGUUACUCUAAUAAUAGUAAUAAUAGCGGCAACAAUUAA
Saccharomyces paradoxus is the source of this 1215-nucleotide messenger RNA. RefSeq names its product Ubx6p (gene UBX6). Lineage: Eukaryota; Fungi; Ascomycota; Saccharomycetes; Saccharomycetales; Saccharomycetaceae. The record is from RefSeq and is a predicted model, not a curated record. The coding region runs from base 1 to 1215 and encodes 404 amino acids. The transcript has a single exon. Gene Ontology annotation, molecular function: protein binding.